UUCUACUUUUGUUUAAUGCGUAAUGACAAAUCCUCCAGCCCUGGCAAGAUACGUCAAGUGAAGCAGGUGGACCUUACCCCAACGCUUGCUCUCCUGACGGGCGUCUCCAUCCCGGGCGGGAACAUUGGCAGGCCGCUGACCGAGGUCUUGUCUCACAUGGGGCUGGAGAGGAGGAUGAUGCUGCACCACAUCGCAGCCAAGCAGCUCCUGGCCAUCGCAAGGGGGUCUGGUCUCUUCUCGGGCAAUGACAACGCUGAACUGAUCUUCGAGGAAGCCACGCGACUGCACAAGCAGGUCCUCCAGAACGAUAUUCUGGAAGCGGAGAGGGUGUGCCGCUUUUACCAAGAGUGCCAGGAAAUGGUGUCGGAUGCCCUAUCCUCCAAACUGCAGAGUUACGAUCUCACCGCCAUCUUUGCCUCUACCAUGGCUGUCAUUCUGGUGAGGCGUCUUGGGCCGUCUGCUUCUCCGGGCUGGUCGCCUUACUUGUUCCGUGGCUUUUGUUUGGUUGGACUACAGUCGUGUAGUUUUUGUUGUUGUGGUGGUUGUUAUUGUAAUUGUAGUUGUAGAAAUAGUAACUUGCUGUUGUUUGAGGCUGUGACAGUGCCCUCCUUGUGA
This is a messenger RNA of Penaeus monodon (black tiger shrimp), 615 nucleotides long. RefSeq lists its product as uncharacterized. NCBI's taxonomy places the organism in Eukaryota, Metazoa, Arthropoda, Malacostraca, Decapoda, Penaeidae. The transcript has 3 exons. The coding region runs from base 16 to 615 and encodes 199 amino acids. The record is from RefSeq and is a predicted model, not a curated record.